UCGCUUCACGCUCCAACAGCGUCAUCCAAUCGCAGAGCCGCGAACCGACGGGUCACCGUGGGAAACAACGCCGACGAGCACCACUCGUCGCCCCCCCCCCCCCCCCGGUGCAGGAGGGAAGAGAAAGCCGCGGAGGAACGUAGAGCGGCGCUUCAGUGUGUGUAUAUGUGUGUGGUUUUUUUUUUUUUAAUGGCCGAAGGAGACCGGGUCGGUGACCGUCGUUCCGUUCGUUCUCGAUGCGGUCGGGACCGCAGCUAGCUCGUUGCGGCCGCGUUGAUGCAGCAGCAGCGCGCGGCUAAAUCUACCACCGGAUCCGGGAAGACAAAAGGUGAACUGGACCCCCCCCCCCCCGCACCGAAGACAAACCGCGACCCUGAGAGCCUGCGCCCGCUACCGUCACUAGCGUCCGCUUGAGGGAAUCAGCGCCUGAGAGCGGAGUGACAGCCGGCAGUCGGGAUGGCGGCCGUGGUGAACUACUCUCCGCCUUGGUGGGUGAACCUGCUCCACCGGAUGCCUCAUUUCAACACGGAUUUCCAGCUGGUCAGCGGGGACUUCAGACCGGAGGACUCUGAGUACCAGAAGUCCGUCCUGCUGCUCGGGGCGGUGGCGCUGCUGUGCCUGGGCCUGGACCUCCUCUUCCUCCUCUUCUACUCGUUCUGGCUCUGCUGCCGGCGGCGCAAGAGCGACGACUCCUCGCACUCCCACACGCACGCGCAGCAGCAGCCCAGCGCCGACUGCUGCUGCACCGCCUGGUGCGUCAUCAUCGCCACGCUGGUCUGCAGCGCCGGCAUCGCUGUCGGUUUCUACGGGAACGGCGAGUCGAGUGACGGGGCGAGCCGGCUGGCGUACUCCCUCCGCCACGCCAACCGCACCGUCUCCGGGGUGGAGAAACUGGUGUCGGACAGCGCCCUCGCCUUGAACCAGACGGUGGAGGAGAACUUGGUCCAGCUGGAGACGGCCUUCCAGGAGCAGACCGACUACGUGUCCAUCGUCCAGAAGCUGCAGGGACAGCUGGACGAGCUGGUGAGGCUGAUGGCCGACGUUCCCUUCUGGUCCAACACGGACAUUUCCCUGGAGGACUUGGCCCACAAGACGGAGGCUUUCGAUUUCUACAGGUGGGUGGGCUACCUCAGCCUGCUGCUGUUUGACGUACUCAUUUGCCUUCUGGUGCUCUUCGGCCUGAUACGCAACUCUAGAGGCAUUCUGAUUGGAGUGUGUCUGCUCGGUGUUCUGACUCUGAUAAUCAGCUGGGGGUCUCUCGGGCUGGAACUGGCUGCCGCUGCUUCAGCCAGCGACUUCUGCGUCUCCCCGGAUACCUACGUCACCAGGGUAACCAAGGAGAACGAUGUCAUCAACCAAGAUAUCUUGCAGUAUUACCUGAGGUGCAGCCCCGGCCAAAUUAACCCCUUCCAGCAGAGGCUCUCAGGGAGUCACAAGGCCUUGGUGGAGAUGCAGGACGAUGUGGCAGAGCUGCUGAGAUCAGCAACACGUGACUACGCCAGCACCAAGGGGACGCUUGAGCAGAUCCAGGCCGUGCUGAACUCCACCGAGGUGGGUCUUCACCAGCUGACCGCCCUGGUUGACUGCCGCAGUCUACACAUGGACUACGUGCAGGCUCUGACCGGGCUGUGUUACGACGGGGUGGAGGGUGUCAUCUACCUGGUCCUCUUCUCCUUCGUCACCGCCCUGAUGUUCUCCUCCAUCGUGUGCAGUGUGCCGCACACCUGGCCCGGCAAGAGGACGGACGAGGAGGACGGAGAGGACGAGUCGGGCGCGUCGCGGGGCGGCGUGCACGAUAACCUGUACCGCGUUCACAUGCCCAGCCUCUACAGCUGCGGCUCCAGCUACGGUAGCGAGGCUAGCCUGCCCGCCACGGCCCACACUGUCAGCAAUGCCCCCGUCACUGAAUACAUGAGCCAGAACGCAAACUUUCAGAACCCUCGGUGUGAGAACACCCCCCUGAUUGGCAGGGAGUCCCCUCCACCCUCUUACACCUCCAGCAUGAGAGCCAAGUACCUGGCCACCAACCGACCAGACCAGAACCGACGCUCCGUUCCCAACGACCAACUGGACCCGAACAGCCGGGCUCACCCGGCGGCCCGACCCCAGUCCUCAGUCCACUAGGGACCACACCCCCCCCCCCCCCCAGUCCAACAAAGUACUGCCUAAAUCCAGUGUUCACAGCCAGUAACAACACCCCAGAGGCCCCCUGCUUCUCGCCCCGGAUCAUCAACCGGUUGAGGAAGCCGAAGCCCGUCCCAGACGACCGCAAUUUGUACUCGUGCCGAGCGUGAGUCCAAAGUCCCACAAUGCAAUGCACCACGGCUCUGGGAUGCUCCUGUUUCUUCUUCUUCUUCUUCUAAGUUCUGAUGAUCUCCCGCUCCAUUGGGAUCUGUGCACUGCCCUCCAAAGCGGAGACAGCCCCCCCCCCCCCCCCCCCCCCCCCCGGGAUCACACACACACACACACACGCUGUACAGACCUGUAAAUAGUAAACGUGUACUCUGAUUGAGAAGUAGACCGUUAAAUCAUUACUGGUAAUGUGGUGUGCUGCGUGUUUACAAUGGAAGUAUUUAGCUGUCCCUCACACACACACACACACACACACACACACACACACACACACACGUGUAUAUAUGAUAAGCUGGUGAAUUAGAAAGCCAUGUUUCAAUAGAAAACCACCACAAUCACACCCGCUUUAGCUUAACAUCGUCAUCUAACUAAGACUUGAACCGUGAGCUCAAAGUGUGUCUGCAUCUCUCUGUAUUUGUGCACGUGUAUUCAAAGUGCACGUGUAUUCAAAGUGCACGUGGCGCUCGGCGGACGUGGACUGAUUUUGAAUCUCGGGAGUGGAAGCGAGAGAGACGAGGGACAUCAGAAGGGUCAAAAUGUGCCAAAAAACUCUGAAUGCCCGAUUCUGUCCUCGUCUCGCCGAAGGUUUUCCUCCAGCUGUAAAAGAAAAGGGAAAAGACUUGAAAAAAAUAAAAAAGCAAACCAUGCAGAGAAAUGGGAAAGAACUUCCCACUCGCCACGGGAGCAGAGGACGCUCGGCGCUGGGGAGGCGUCGUCGUUUCACUGCGUUCAUUUCUUUCAAUGUUUGGCGUCCAUUCAGGGAUGUGAUCAGGAACAGUUCAAAGCAGUAAAUAUAAAACACCUCCAACAAUCUCCCUGAUAAAUAAUGUUACAUCAAAAGCUGAAUUCAUGUGACGUGAUACUGUGACCAAGUAGUAUUCUGUUUCUUCUUCUAUACACUUUUAUUUUGUUCCCUUUAAUUGACCUUUAAGCAUCAGUCUUUCUUGUCUUUUGUUUUUUUUUACCCACAAGCACAAACUCUUGGAGACUGAAGAAGUAAAAACACACUGCCAGUAAAACUUCAAAAACUGUAUCCGUAAACCCGCUUGUGUGUGUGUGUGUGUGUGUGUGUGACUUUGCUGCAGCGUGAUUGGCUGUUGCUCUCAGUGUUACUGUGUGUGAGUCGAUGGCACGCCGCUGACACACACACACACACACACACACAGUUUGCCACCCUGCUCCCGUCUCGUUCCCCGUUCACACCUUGAGCCGCAGUACCUGCACGCCAACCAUUUGCAUUCUGGGUAAUGAUUAGUAGGUCGUGUCGUAGCCACAUUUCAGACACCGUUCCUGUACAGCAUUUUAAUAUUCUACUAUUAAUCAAUGACCACUUCUCGUAUAAGCGAGACAAUCUUGUUACUAGAGAAGCGUCCAUGUUAUGGUAACAAUGCUACCGAUGGUCUAGUACUUUACUGAAGGGGCUUCUUUCUGUUGUUUUUUUUUUUUUUUUUUAAUUGCACCAUAAAUGCAAACAAUGUUAGGAUCUGUUGGACUAGUCGCGGAUUAAUGGCCUUUUUCGUAACGUUUUUAAAACUCUUACAACACUCUUCAUAUCACGUUUUCUUUUUCUCUCUCUGUCUUGUAAAAAAAAAAAAAAAUAAAGUCAAACUUUAAAGGUAAAACAAUAGCUAGCUGUUUUUUUUAGGAGAACGAAGGCGAGAGCAGCGUUUUUUUUCCUCUCUUAUUAAUGGUGAAUGACUCUCUGUCUUGCAAUGUUUUAAUAAAACUAUUCCAGUGUCGUCUGCA
Messenger RNA from Pungitius pungitius (ninespine stickleback), 4098 nucleotides. RefSeq names its product tweety family member 3b (gene ttyh3b). Gene Ontology annotation, cellular component: plasma membrane. Gene Ontology annotation, molecular function: volume-sensitive chloride channel activity; intracellularly calcium-gated chloride channel activity. Lineage: Eukaryota; Metazoa; Chordata; Actinopteri; Perciformes; Gasterosteidae. The record is from RefSeq and is a predicted model, not a curated record. The coding region runs from base 457 to 2124 and encodes 555 amino acids. The transcript has 15 exons.